Messenger RNA from Lethenteron reissneri (Far Eastern brook lamprey), 10603 nucleotides. RefSeq names its product mitogen-activated protein kinase kinase kinase 4 (gene MAP3K4). The record is from RefSeq and is a predicted model, not a curated record. Gene Ontology annotation, molecular function: ATP binding; protein kinase activity. NCBI's taxonomy places the organism in Eukaryota, Metazoa, Chordata, Hyperoartia, Petromyzontiformes, Petromyzontidae. Gene Ontology annotation, biological process: MAPK cascade; protein phosphorylation.
GUCCGCGGGUCGCCGCCUGCUGCUGCUGCUGCAGGAGGCGGUGGUGGUGAGCAGUGCGGAGUGGGCGGGUGGUCUCUGUGUGUAGGGGGGGUGGUCUCUGUGUGUAGGGGGGGUAGUCACCUCCCCCGCGCUCAGGCUCCCGUGUCCCCCCCGCCGCCCCCACCGCGCGCGCGUCUGCAAUGGCCCAGUGACGACCAUGGACGCUGCGGGACUGCAGAGACCUCCGCCUCUGCACGGCUCGAGCGAUUUUGCGUCGGACAGCGAUGGCAAGAUGAGCUCGGAGGAGGAGGAGGAAUUCGAGUCCGACUACAGCGACUACUACAAGAGCACGCCGCCGCUGCGUCAGCGGCACGCGCGCCUCAACGCGCUCAACCACAAGAGCGGCCGCGAGGGCCGGCGCCCGGCCACGGCCACGGCCACCGGCGCCGGAGGAGGAGGUGCUGCCGCCGCCACGGGGUCCGGCAAGGGAGCCCGAGGCAAGGGCACGAUGAGCCCCUCGCCGGCGCAGGACUUUGGCGGGCGGCGCCGGUUCCCGUCGGGCGAGCGCGACGACCCCGGCGCCGGCUAUGAGCUCAAGAAGAAGCAGCUGUCCAUGGCGCGCAGCGUGGACCGCGACCGCAAGCAGCUGGGUCACGGUGACCUCGAACGCGACCAGGGGUCGGCGCCCUCACCGGCGCCUCCGCAAGCGCCGGCGCCGCCCGGCCCGGCCAACAUCCCCAACGUGGACCUGCCCAAGCCGUUCCUGUCGCUGGGCUCGAGCAAGCUGGCGGCGCCGCGCCCCAGCCUCGUGCUGCGCCCGCAGCGCCAGAGCUCGCGCACCGACAUGCCGGCCGACCGCCUGCGCUUCUUCGAGACGCUCAAGCUGCUGCUGAUGCUCAACAAGCGCAAGGAGAAGGACCCGGUGACGCCGGGGCGCCUGCCCGGGACCUCCCCCGCCGGCGCGGGCCUCGCGGGCGCCGCGGGCCUCCUGUCGGGCGCGCCGUCGUCCGCCACGUCGUCCGCCGGCGGGCCGCAGCUGCUGUGGCAGAACCAGUGGAACGAGCUGAUCUGGCUGGAGCUGCAGGCCUGGCACGCCAACCGCAGCAUGACGGAGCAGGACAUGUACCUGUACACGGCGCGGCACGCCAUCCCCGAGGUCAUGCAGGAUGUGCUGCACUUUCGCGUCGCGCUCCGACACGUGUCGUGCCGACCGCCGCCUCCGGCCUUCCGCCCGGCGGCGGCGGCGCCGGGCGGCGGCGGCGUCGCGGAGGAGGAGGAGGGCUUAUCGGCGGCCCGUGGCCAAAGCUUGCCGGAGACGGGGGCGGGUCGCACGGGCGCGGACGCCAAGGCAGAGGCGCGGCGGCGGUUGGCGAUGGCGCCGAGCGGCGACGCCGCGUCGGGGAGGCAGCUGCAGCAGCAGCGAGGGACUUGGACAAAGGCCGCGACGGAACGCGGCGCCGAUGACGGCGGCGGCGGACUCGGAAGCGACGCGGGAAUUUCGCAAUCGGCGCCGGGCCGGCUCGCGGCCCCGCCGGCGGCCGCCGGUGACGGCGAGGGAACGGAGGCGGCGGCGGAGACGGCGCCGGCGCGGCGGCGCCGCGAGUCGCCGCCAACGCUCGUGAGCGAAGCGGAGGAGCGGCCGCAACCUCCGCCGCAGCCGCCGCCGCCGCCGUUGCCAAAACCGCCGCCGGCGUCGUUAUCGGCCUCGCCGCCACCGCCGGCGCCGCACCCCGUCUGUAGUCUGCACCACGGGGCGGGCGACCGGCCGCGCUGCUCGCUCGGGUUCCGGCUCAUCGAGCCCGCCCACCUGGAGCUGCAGAAGGAGGCGUGCCAGCAGGUGAAGGCCCUGCUGGAGCAGCUGGACUCGCUGGAGGCGCUGUUCCCUUCGCUGCACGCGCUGCAGCGCGAGUUCCCGCGCUACGCCGCCGCCGACUUCCAGCGGCGAGUCAAGGCGCUGUGCCUGUGGCUGAACGUGACGCGCGACCUCAACCACAAGCUGGGCCUCAUGGGAACCAUCCUGGCCAUCCGCGACGUCCCCGGCAUGGAGUGGCCCGUCUUCGAGGUCACGUCGCCGCACUGGGCCUCCGGAGGGGGGGGGGCCGCCCGUCACGCCGCGUCGGGCGACGGGGGAGCCUCGUCCGGCUCGGAGACUGACGACGAGGACGAGGAGGAGGAGGACGAGAUGGUGGUGGUGGUGGAAGAGGAGGAGGUGGAUGGCAAUGUGGCGACUCGGGGAGGAGCAUCGGCAGCGCCCCGCUGCACCGCCGCCGCCACCACGACGGGCACCAGGCCGCACGUCCGUUUCCAGGAGUCGUUCUUCCGAGGCGGUCGAGCCGACAGCGAGGGAGAGGAGUCGCCCGGGACUCCGGACACGGAGGGGUCGUCCGAGGGGUCGCGGCCGCCCCCCGCGGCGCGCCACACGGCCAUCUACCGCCCCUUCGUGGACAAGGCGCUCAAGCAGAUGGGGCUGCGCAAGUUGAUCAUGCGGCUCCACCGGCUGCUGGACGGCUCGCUCCGCCGCGCCAGGGACGCUCUCAUGCCGGAGGUGCACGGCGAGCAGGACAGCGAGCUGGCGCUGGGCGGCAGCCCCCAGGACUACCUCCCCGAGCUGCUGGAGCGGCUCACCCUGCAGGAGUGCGCCGCCGCCCCUCCGGGCGAGGGGGGGGAGGGGGAGGAGGGGGAGGAGGCGGAUGGGGGAGGGGAGGCCGGGCGCCAGCUGCUGGCCGAGCUGGAGCGCAUGGGCCUGCCGUCGUUCCGGCCCGCGUACCUCGUGCUGUGCCGCAUCCUCCUCAACGUCGUCCACGAAUGCCUCAAGCUGCGCCUCGAGCAGAGGCCCGCGGGGGAGCCCUCGCUGCUCAGCGUCAAGCAGCUCGUGCGAGAGUGCAAGGAGGUGAUCAAGGGCGGCCUCAUCGUGAAGCAGUACUACCAGCUGAUGACGCACUCGGUGCUCGAGGGGGAGCAGCCCGAGCCCGAGCAGGACAUCGACGAGUUCGAGGACGACCUCCAGAAGAUGCUCACCGUGUACUACGAGUACAUCCAGAGCUGGAUCAGCAUGCUGCAGCACCUGCCCCAGGCCUCGUAUGGCCUCAAGAACCUGCUGGAGGAGGAGUGGGGCUUCAGCAAGCAGGUGGUGCCACUCGUGCGCGGGGGAGAGGCGCAGGCCGGCACCCUCUUCUGUGACAUCGCUCGCGAGCUGCUGCAGUCGACGGGCGACUUCCUGCGCCACGGGGCGCGCCGCCUGUGCUCGGAGCUGCACGUGAGCCCCAACGACAGCGUGCAGUCCGACGGCAUCCGGCGCUCCGUGAUCGAGACGUGCCGAGCCGUGAAGGAGCUCUUCCACGAGGCGCGCGAGCGAGCCUCCAAGGCUCUCGGCUUCGCCAAGAUGCUCAAGAAGGAUCUGGGCCUGGCUGCCGAGUUUGUUUUAUCGUCGUCGGUGGAUGAGCUGCUCCAUCUCCUGGCCACGAGCGGCCACGUCAAGGUGCUGCUGGAGGACCUGGAGCCCGUGCAGGUGUUCGUGCCGGCGCCGCUCGGCGAGCACCGGCCGCUGGUGCUGCAGCUGCUCAGCGCCGCCUGCGGGCGCGACUGCUCGGGCCUGGAGGGCCCCGCCGCCGCCGGCGGCUACCUGCUCCUGCUGCGGCCGCGGGGCGGGGCGGGCGGCGACGCCGCUGCCGCCAGCUGCCGGCACCACCGGCACCACGGGCACCACGAGCAGCAGCAGCAGGAGCAGCAGCAGGAGCAGCAGCAGGAGCAGCAGCAGGAGCUGCAGCAGGAGCAGCACCACGGGCAACAGCAGCAGCAGCAGCAGGCCGGACGUGGAAAUGGCAGCGGCGCUGUGGAGGAGCCCGGCGCAAGCGGAGAGGACUUUCUGGCCGCGUACGACGAGGGCGACGAGGGCGGCGGUGAUGGUGGCGUUGGUGGCGGUGACGGUGACGGUGGCGGCGGUGACGGUGGUGGCGGUGGCGGUGGUGACGGUGGCGUUGGUGACGGUGGCGUUGGUGACGGUGGCGUUGGUGACGGUGGCGUUGGUGACGGUGGCGUUGGUGACGGCGGCGGUGGUGACGGUCGCGAGGAGGAACGACGAGACCGGGGUGAAGAGGCACAAAGCCUCGAGGAGGAGAGGAGACGGUGGAGAGAAGAGGGCGACCGGACGGAAAAGGGGAUGAGACUCGGCGAAGAAGCGAGGACGAGGAGGAGGGAAGAGGGGAGCGCCGUGGGUGAGGAGGGGAGCGCCGUGGGUGAGGAGGGGAGCGCCGAGCCGAGCGGCGUCGUGGGUGAGGAGCCGAGCGGCGUGCGACCCCGGGGCGGCGAGGCCGGGGGGGCCGGGGGGGGCGGGGGAAGCGGCCGAGCGGAGUGGUGCGGCCGGACGAUGAGGGUCAGCCUCACCACGGAGACCAUCAACACGCUGCAGGACGUGCAGGUGUGCAGCCUGCUGCUGGUGGCGCUGCACUCGGGCGUGCUGCAGGAGCAGCGCAAGGCGUUCCAGCGCGUCGCCUGCUACGCCGUGCGGCUGCACAGCGAGCAGACGUCCACGCGGCCCGCCAUCGCGCACGCCCUGGAGGCGCUCAAGGUGGAGGCCCUGGGCUUGUGCGACACGAUCAGCGGCUCCAUCGAGGAGGUGAACGCACGCUUCGUGCAGGAGGCCGAGGGCGACAUGGAGGAGGUGGAGCGCUACAGCAUGCAGCAGUACUACAAGGAGACCAUGAUACAGGCGUUCAACUUCGGAUUUGAGUACCACAAGGAGGUGGUGCGGCUCAUGUCGGGCGAGUCGCGGCAACGCGUGGGCGACCACUUCAUCAGCUUCGCCCGCAAGUGGAUGGAGUACGUGCUGAGCAAGUGUGAGAGCGGACGAGGCACCCGGCCCAGGUGGGCGACGCAGGGAUUUGAGUUCAUCACGGCCAUCGAGCCGGCCUUCAUCUCCGCUCUGCCCGAGGAGGACUUUGUGAGUCUGCAGACGCUCAUCAACAGCUGCAUCCUGCACGUGAUCGGGAAACCGCACAGCCCCGGCGUCGCGAUCCACAGGAACAGCCCACGCCCCAUCAGCGUGCCGCGCUGUCACAGCGACCCGCCCGUGUUCAGCGUCUCGGUGCCCAUCUCUUCCAGCCAGGACCCGAUCAGGGUGCUGAGCCUGUCGGAGGGCGACCGCCUCUCCUCCCUCAGCUGCGAGCCCUUCAAGUCGCUGAGCCGCCACUCCAGCCCCACGGAGGAGCGCGAAGAGCCGAGUUUCCCGCGGGGGGAGCCGCUCGUCGUGGCCACGUCCACCCCCGUGCGCCGCAGCUGGGAGCUGACGGGCUUCGUCAACGAGGCCAAAGAGGAGAGCUCGCGUUGCGGGCGCAUGGAGCGCGUGCGCAAGGCGAUGGCGCGCUUCGAGCAGAAGCUGGACGCGCAGAGCCAGCGACGCCGCGUGGUGGGCCGCGUGUGCAGCACGCCGCACGCCAUCAACAACCUCAUGCACGUGGGCCUCCGCAAGGUCACCUUCAAAUGGCAGAGGGGCAACAAGAUCGGUGAGGGGCAGUACGGAAAGGUGUACACGUGCGUCAACGUGGACACAGGAGAACUCAUGGCCAUGAAGGAGAUUCGGUUUCAGCCCAACGACCACAAGACCAUCAAGGAGACGGCGGACGAGAUCAAGAUCUUCGAAGGCAUCAACCACUCCAACCUGGUCCGCUACUACGGCGUGGAGCUCCACCGGGAGGAGAUGUACAUCUUCAUGGAGUACUGCGACGAGGGCACGCUGGAGGAGGUGUCCCGCCUGGGCCUGCAGGAGCCCGUCAUCCGCCACUACACCAAGCAGAUCUGCACGGCCAUCACGGAGCUGCAUGAGCGCGGCAUCGUGCACCGCGACAUCAAGGGAGCGAACAUCUUCCUGACGUCGACGGGGCACAUCAAGCUGGGAGACUUUGGGUGCUCGGUGAAGCUGAAGAACAUCUCGCAGACCAUGCCCGGGGAGGUGAACAGCACGCUCGGCACAGCCGCGUACAUGGCCCCAGAAGUGAUCACGCGGGCACGGGGCGAAGGGCACGGCCGGGCGGCCGACAUCUGGAGCCUGGGCUGCGUCCUCAUCGAGAUGGCGACAGGGAAGCGGCCUUGGCACGAGUACGAGCACAACUUCCAGAUCAUGUACCGCGUGGGCAUGGGCCACAAGCCGCCGCUGCCCGAGCGGCUGAGCCCCGAGGGGCGCGACUUCCUGGCUCUCUGCCUCGAGAGCGAGCCCAGCGACCGCUGCACGGCCAGCCAGCUGCUGGACCACGCCUUUGUCAAGGUCUGCUUGGAUCAGGAUGAAAUCUGAGCGGAUCGGUCGACGCCAACCGUGGCCUUAACCCCGCGUGACCUCCGGCGACCUGCGGUGACCUCCGGCGACCUCCGGCACGCGGCGUCACCGCCGGACAGAUUGCCCCCCCCCCCCCCUCCGUCAUCGCCGGCUGCUCCACCGGCGCCCGGCGGCGCUACGGGGGGAGGGUCUCUCACCCCCCCGACCAGACCGUGGCGCCGGUCGCGUCUCCCGCGGCGGUUCGCGAGCGCAGCGCCGACGAGCGUCGCCGGGGGCGGCGGUGAGACACGGGGGGGGGGGGGGGGCAUGGGACCCGGCACCGGACUCUUGAGCGGCGUCCGUCUGCCCCACGCCGCCGCCGCGGUGGUUGGCACCGCUGGCGCGGCACCGGCACUCCUCGAGUGUGACGGGGCCCGGCGAGCUGACGACGACGACGGCGGCGGCGACGGUGACGCAAGGGAGAGCUGGGAGGGGGUGCGCAUCACCACGCCGGGGCGCGGCAGUGCCGACCGCCGCGCACGGUGCCUACGUGAGAGCGCGGCGGUGCCGGGCGUCGCCGCGACGGUGAGCGCGUCCCCCCGGGGCUCCUCGUCUUUGGCGGCGAUUGGGGGGGGGGGCGACGUCCUCGCGGCCGCCGAGCCCGGCAAAGCGAUCGCUCUCGUCGGCUGUAGACGCCACCUGGACCCGUGGGUAGGGGGGGGGGCCGGAACGUUGCACGCCGGGCCCGCUGUGGCCACCGGCCCAAACGUAUGUCGCUCUCGUCAAUCGUCAAUCGUCGGCCCGGGGAAUCGAUUCUUGCCCCGAGGUGGCGGAGUGCGUCGGGGCGAGCCGCCCCCCUCGCCCUUCGGGCGCGUCCGUCGCCACCGCUGUCUCUCUCCCCCCCCGCCCCCGUCCCUCGUGCAGCGUGAAUUGUAAAUAGUCGUUGCGUGUUCCGGUCGCCCCUCUCUCUCGAUGUCGACACGGUUGUUGCCCAAGUGGCUCGCGGCGCCGUUGCCACAGUCGUAACGGGGCAAGCCAUCGGGCGGGCCGCACGCACAUGCACGCACACGCACACGCACAUGCAUGCACACGCACGCACAUGCACGCACGCACACGCACGCACAUGCAUGCACACGCACGCACGUGCACGCACGCACAUGCACACGCACGCACAUGCACACGAACACACAAAUACGCACACGCGAACACACGUGAACGCACAUACACGCACGCACACACACGUACACACGCAUACACGUACACAAACAUGCAUAGACACGCGUACACACACACACGCGCACACACGCACACAUGAAGAAACACGCACACUCCACACCCUAGCCCCCCUCAAAGGGAAGUAUUACGUCACCUACCCAGCCCCUCCCCCCAUCAUCUCCCCGUUCUCUACCUCAACGUGCCCCCCGCCCCCUCGUAAAGCCCUCCCUCCCUCCCUCCCUCCCUCCCUCCCUCCCUCCCUCCCUCCCUCCCUCCCUCCCUCCCUCCCUUCCUCCCUCCCUCCUCUCCCUCCGUGCUACUUAGACUUAGCCCCCCACCUGAACUGCUGGUGGGGGGGGUGUGGGGACGUUUGGUCGAUGCAGCCUCCCAGUGUCUACCACCCCCCCCUGCCAUCCCAGCUGUUGCCCACAGAACGUCACUCCCACACUGAGGCGCCCCUCCCCUCUCUCCUUUCCUCAGCCACUCGGUUCCAUCGCUGCACAACCUCCACGCCUGUAAAUGAUGACUCGUGGCGGUGUUUGUUGUUGUUGUUGUUUGUUGUUGUUUUUUGUUUGUUGAUGCUGCUGCUGACGACGUUUACCAGCCGCGCGGGUUUGUUUGACCGCGCGGCGCGCCGAAGCGUCGUGCCGUGAGGAGUGCACAAAGUGGUCGGUGCCAGACCAGGCCUCGGAUCUCAUUUUAGCAACUCGUUUUUAUUUUAGCGAGUGACGGUUCGCGACCGCCGCUCCGCGACUUGGCGACGAGUGAAACCGAAGGUCCGGAUGUGGUCGGGCGGGGUCCGGUGGGCACAAGAGAAACGGAUGUCAGGGGUCCCCCACGAGGUGACCCCCAGGAGCGCCAGCUGCUGCUGCUGCUCCUGCCGCCGCCGCCGCCGCUAAACAGAUCCGUGGCCUAUUGCGGACAAACCUGAAGUGAGAAAUGUCCCCGUGAUGAACCCAACCAUGUAAAUAGGAGCCGGUGGAUUGGUUCGUUUGUACUUUGGAUGUUUUAUGCAACCGUCCUUGUUUGCGUGCGCCGGGCGGGCGGACGGAGCAGUGGGCGCGGCGCGGAUUUUGAGCCGCGCGGUUCCGCGAGCGACUCGGUUUGCGCUCCUCGUGGGGGCGGGCGUGUGGACCCCCCGUCUGUGGAGGAGCCACCCCGAGUCUCUCCCUCCCGCUGUGUGCACGAGAGCUGUCGUCUCCACCACCCCCCCCCCUCCACAGAUCGAGACUCUUGACGACCGUGUAGGCGACGAAGCUCUUCGAGCGAUCCGUUAGUCGGCGAUUUGACGACACGCGUGGGUCCACGUCGUCACGUGGGUCCACGUCACACGUGGGUCCACGUCGUCAUACGAGGGUCCACGUCGUCACGCGUCCCUAACCCCGGAAGGUUCGACGGCGACGUGGGCUCACGAAGUCCGAUUACCGCGCGGUUACGAAGCGAGCCCCCCCCCCUCCCCCCGCGUGCGCGCUGCGACGUCGGAAUCACUGUCUGCGUUUUCGCGAUGAAACUUGAAUCGAUGGGCGCUGCUGCCGCUACUGCUGCUGCUGCUGCGACCGCUGUGUGUGGCUGCUCGCGCGGUGCGGAGACGGGGCGUGGUGGACUGUGUUGAGCCGCGAGCUUGAACCGGCGUCCACUCUGAGCUACGGAAAUCUAUUUAGUUGGAACCGCAACGGUGUAACCGCUAUUGGCCAAACAAAUCUCGCAGUGCUGCAAAAAUUACCCGCAAAUGACUCGGCUAGGAUCUCGCACACAGCAGCAGCCACAUCAUCGCCUCCCCGACUGCGAAAUCUUAGCAGGGCCCCCCGCCAGAAGCGUCGUCGCACGGCAUCGCCGGCGACGACGCCGUCGGAAAGAAGACGCCGCCGUUUGCGAAAUGCCCAAAAUGGUGGCGAAGUUUCCGAGGUUAGACAAGCAAAAAUGUGUACAGCCGAAUCUCAUCGCUGGGCGUGAAGUCAAAUAUCAAUCCACUGCCUGGGAUCGGCCGUCCAUUCCCGACACCCGUUCCUCCCUCCCUCCCGCGCGCACUGCGCUGACUCUAGUUGUGGUGGUGGUGGUGGUGGUGUAAAAGCGUUCGUUUUAAAAUGGUCGUAGAGUUUGGAGCUGUCGGUCGACGCAGCGCGAGAAUCAUUUUACAGGGCGGGGGGGUGGGGGGGGGUGCCGUUUGUAAAGGCCAGAUACAUUUUUACAACAAGAAUGAUACCUUCGAUUGGUAAUGUAAAAAAAGAUUUAAAAUAAGAAGCAUAACCAAGAAGAUAAAUAUAUAGCGGAUGAUGACAAUGAUUGUUGUUGUUGUGUAAGAUAUAGAACUUAGGUGUCUCGUACUCUGAACGACGCUGGACGGCCACGCGUUGAGCUCCCGUGAGCUGGUGGUCUAGGCAAGGCUGGCGGCACGCGCACCGGCUGCGGGCGAGCGAGCGACUAAGCAGCGCGACCUCUCUCGGCGUUUCACUUUUAUUUUGGCGGGGGCAGGGGGGGGGUUGUUUUAGUUCCGUUGUUUUGUUUUCUGAUCUUCCCCCCCCCCCCCCCCGAAAGCUUUAUCUCAGAGGACAAAAAAAAUCUAAAUAUAUAAAAUACCUCCCAGCGAUCGUGCCUUCACAACCAAACCCACGCCCGGUUACCCAGCCGCGUGUAAACAACCUCCUCAAUCUAUUCUCGUUUUUUGUUGUUUAAUUUACCGCGGCCGCCGCCGCCGCGAUUAUUCGCGUCGGGCAAGCGCCCGCGCUGGAACGUCGCGACCGAGGCCACGGCGUCCGCAGAGACGAGGCCCCCCCCCCCCCCCCGGCGAGCCCCGCGCGGGGCAGCUCACCCGCUCGCCACGGGCUGCCGCGCGUGACCGCGCCCCGGUUCCCCCGUCACCGCCGCAGGUUCGAGUGACCGCGGCAGUGACGGCCAAACGCCUGGGACCCGUGGGGGGGGGGGGGUCCGACGUCGACACCAUCGUGUACAGGAAGUUAGUGACUAAGUGUUCAUUGUUAGACUCUGCAGGGUACUCCGCGCGGCGUCACACGGUCGCCGACGCCGCUUUAGCCGGGGCGCGCGCCACCGCGCCGAGCGUCGUGCGGCGGAAUGGGCCGAUGCCGGCAGCGGAUGAGGGGUCGGGGAAGCUUCCAUGCCUCUCUGUAUUACCACAAUUCAAGUGCAAUUCAUGAUAAAAGCUAC